UACAUUAUAAUAUUAAUGACCAUAAAACACAUAUAAAAAUGCCUUAUGUUAAGAGCAUCAAGAAUUUGAAUUGUGCAUGCAUUAAUAUUUCUCCUCCCCCGCCAUCUUCAAGCAAUACUGCUCUCCCCCCACCGCCGCCUCCCAACCAGCAAACUUCCUGCCCACCUCCUCAACACACCACCGCACCGCCGCCGCCACCGGAAACACCUGCAUCUCCGCCAUAUUAUUUUCAUCCAUCGCCAAAGUCACAUCCCCCAUUAUAUCCUCCUCUAUUAGCUCCACCACCACCUAAUAAUUACUUCUCACCAGUUCCCAGUUCUCCGCCAUUUAAUGCUCUUGAAACAGGCGGCAUCGGCGGCGGCGGCAGCAACCACCACACCACCUUAAUCGCUGUUUGCGCUUCUUUAAGUGGCGCUUUCUUUCUCGCAUUCCUCUCUGUUGGCAUUCUUUUCUCAGCAAAGAAAAUAAUGAAAUUGCCUACUAACGUGAAUCCAAACCCUGCUCCACCAGCCGCCGGGACUCAGUCUCAAAGAGCUCCCGGCGCUGCCCCAAAAUAUACUUAUGCUCUUGAUCAAGAAACUACUGGCGGCAGCGGCAAAGAGACCGGUGGUAGAGUUGAUCAUGAAGCUAUUAAUACAAAGGGGAAGGGUAGUUUGCCUGAAGAAUUAACCGAACCAGCCAGAGGAAAAGAUCAUGGCGGCCGCCCAGCCUUGCCGGAAAAAGGUAACGGAGGUGACCAAGGUAAGACUACAUGGGCUGGUGAAGGUGACUUGUCUAAAGAACCUACUACUGAACCACCACCACAUGGAGGAGAAGAUGGCGGCUCAGCCCCGCCGGAAAAUGUUGAUGGAGGCGAUGGUGAUGAAGGUAUUACAGAUACAAAGGCUGCUGACGGAGAUCUGCCUGAAGGAGCUACUGAAGCAGACGGAGGAGAAGAUGGCGGCUCAGCCCCGCCGGAAAAUGUUGAUGGAGGCGAUGGUGACGAAGGUAUUACAGAUACAAAGGCUGCUGACGGAGAUCUGCCUGAAGGAGCUACUGAAGCAGACGGAGGAGAAGAUGGCGGCUCAGCCCCGCCGGAAAAUGUUGAUGGAGGCGAUGGUGACGAAGGUAUUACAGAUACAAAGGCUGCUGACGGAGAUCUGCCUGAAGGAGCUACUGAAGCAGACGGAGGAGAAGAUGGCGGCUCAGACGCCACAGAAAAGGUUGAUGGAGGGGAAGAGAACACUCGGGCGGAUAACCAAGUAAGAAAGGCGUUGAAGAUCGGAGGAAAGAAAAUCGCAGCAUUAACAGAAACAAAGGCCACUGGACGAGGACGAGGACGAGGACGAGGAUCACCCUCAACCUCAGCUAACAAUCAGAUGAUUGAGAAAACUGGAAUCACCAUGUUUGGGUUUGUCGACCAAGACAUUCUCUCUCCAACUAAUGAUCAUAAUCUUCAAGCCGGCGAAUCUUCGGAUACUCAUCCAACUGAUGAUCAGGUCGACGAAUCGAGCACUCCAACUGAUCAUCAUCAUCAGGUCGACGAAUCGAGCACUCCAACUGAUUAUCAGGAUAUUGAUAAUUCCAAUGCUGACAAUUCGAAAAACGAGGUUACGGAUGAACAGUUCCACUCGGACCUCACCGAGGGUUCGGGUGAUGCGAUGAGCCGAGUAUCGGAGCUCCAGCCACAAACACAAGGAGUUGGUCGGAAAAUAUUGGUGGCUGAUCAUCAGUCCCACAAAAAGAAAGCACAACAACACUCGAAAAACACAAAAGGAAAGAAAGUAGUGCCACACAUGCAGAAGUCGAAGUUCCCGAAAUCCAGUGAAUAUCAGGUCCCUCCUUCGGUGCAUUAUUACUACCAUGGCUUUGAUUCAUGUCUUAAACAGAUUUCGGCCCAUUUGGCGGCAAUUCUCGAUCGCGAUGCUGGACUAGACGAUUUGCCCCAACAGCCAAAUCAAGGAGAGGACGAGCAAGUUAAAGAAGAGGAAGCGCAAGAAAAAGAAGCAGAAGAGGAAGCGCAAGAAGAAGCAGAAAAAGAGGAAGAAGAAGAAGAGGAAGAGACCGAGAAUCCCACAUGAGUAUUUAAAUUUGGGCAAAGUACAAUUUACACCCCUGAACUAUAGGGGUUGUACCAGUUUGUCCACUUGAACUACAAAAUGUCUCAAAUGCCCCUCUCCAGUUUAUGGUCAACCGUUAAAUUUUUAACAUCUUUAUUCAGAAUGUGCAAUUACUUCUAUGCCUUUUGGGGUUUGCUGUAAGAAACUUAAUAAUUGUAUAAUUAGUGUGUGUUGUAUUUGUCGAUUUUGUUAUGAAAUUGUGAUUGAAGUGAACUUAGUGUUUACGUGAUUUCCUUAACUAUGUUUAAUUAUUGGGAAUUUCUUAUUUUAAGGAUUGAUUUUGUAAGUA
Molecule: messenger RNA, 2388 nt
Organism: Erythranthe guttata (spotted monkey flower)
Lineage: Eukaryota; Viridiplantae; Streptophyta; Magnoliopsida; Lamiales; Phrymaceae
Source: RefSeq, a predicted model, not a curated record